Messenger RNA from Limulus polyphemus (Atlantic horseshoe crab), 2610 nucleotides. Its product is annotated as monocarboxylate transporter 10-like. The record is from RefSeq and is a predicted model, not a curated record. NCBI's taxonomy places the organism in Eukaryota, Metazoa, Arthropoda, Merostomata, Xiphosura, Limulidae. Gene Ontology annotation, molecular function: monocarboxylic acid transmembrane transporter activity. Bases 223 to 2352 code for a protein of 709 amino acids. The transcript is spliced from 5 exons. Gene Ontology annotation, biological process: transmembrane transport.
CUUCCAUGGGUGAGGCCCCCCCCCCCCGAAUUAUGAUUUUAUUUAUUAGGGCAGUAAAAGCUGGGUGUUAGAAAAAUGACUGUUAAUGCCUAAGUUGUACUACUAAGAGUUUAUUUAACUAAUUUUAUGAGAGAAUCCAAUUAAAGCCAGUAAAUAGUGUUCUCUGUACGGUAAGUUUUUCUUGUCAUUGUUAGUUUAUUAAGAAAAUGAGGACCACGGAUCAUGGACGAGGGGAGAGAAUCUAGAACCGAGAAGUGUGAAAUCCAAGUCCAACCCAGCGACGGAGAGACUGCGUCAAACUCCGCCUCAGAAAGCUUUCCGGCUCUAGGACCGGUGGGCCGGAGACGGACGAAAUCCUUGCCGUCGCGACAGGUGAUAUUCGCCGGCGAUGGAAGCGGGAAACCGAUGGGAACGGCGACGGCAGCAGCAGUGGUCACCCAACGGUCCGUAGCUGCCGGCCGUUCAACGGGCCGAGCAGCGACGUUGCCGUAUCGAAACGGUAGGGAAAGUAGAACCGAAGAUCGUGCCCUUUACGACCGUGGAAAGUCCAUAGUUACAAAUCUAGACCCCAAAACUUCAACUAUCCGUCAGCACUACUACCCCGAAGGAGGGUGGGGAUGGGUGAUUUGUGUUUGUGCUUUCUUCGUGCAUUUCCUCACCUCGGGGCUGCAACUGUCCUACGGUGUACUCUACCUGAAGAUCGUGAAAACGUUCGGUAAAGCGCACGAGACCGCUUGGAUCGGCUCUUUGUCAUUGGCCUCUGGAUUUUUCCUUUCACCAGUCAUUGUGGCCCUCUGUCGGCGAAAAAGUACUCGAUUGAUAGCUGUAUUUGGCGGGUUUAUUUCAGCUCUUGGUUGCCUUUUCACGUCGUUCGCUUCACAGAUUCAUCAAAUUUUUUUCAGUUAUGGUAUAUUCAUGGGAUUUGGACUUGGAAUAGCACGAGAAGCGUCCAACAUUAUGAUUGGUCAAUACUUCAAACGCAGGCGUGAGUUUGUAGAGCUCAUUGUCCAAUCAGGAACAGGAUUGGGAAUAACUAUGAUGUCUUUAUUCCUACACGAAGUUUUAAGAUUGCUCGAUUGGAGACUGGGACUCCAGGCUUUGACAGGAAUAGUCUUUACAACGUUCUUUCUUGGUGUCUGUUAUCGUCCUGCUUCUUUAUACCAUCCUCAACGCAGAGCAAUUCUUCAUCUUAAAAACCAGAAACGGAAGAUCAAAGAUAAAACGGCUCCACAAGAAAAGUCUCCCUUUCUGGACUUCUCACUCCUGCGAACCAGGACCUUACAGAUUGUCAUGUUGUCAUCGAGUCUUUGUUCCUUAGGCAUUUAUACCCCAUGUUUUUAUAUGGCCAUCAUAGCAGACGAAGAAGGCCUAGAAAAUAGUUCCGUUUUAAUUCUUCAAGCCCUUCUCGGGUUAGCCUUUGCCGUGGGCUGCCUCCUGUUUGGGUUAAUGAUAAUAAAGAGUAGUCCACAGUGUAUGAUAGCCCGCCAAUACCUCUGUCAAGCCGCCAUGUUUGGAACUGCAGUCGCCAUAUUGUCACUUCGUGCGGUGAGCGGUUACCAAGGCUACAUCUUGUUUGUGUGGAUUUAUGGAAUAUUCUGUGGCGGAUUUCACUACUCGCUGAAGAUGUAUUUGUUUGAAAAAGUUCGACCAAGAAAUUUUAGUCGCUCAUGGGGAUUCCUUCAGUGGUCCCAAUUUCUUUCUGUUUUAUGCGGUAUUCCAAUAACAGGAUACAUAAACCGAAGCCGUGGACCAAAGAUGGGUGUUUUCUUUUCCUGUGGCUGUGUGGUUGUAGGAAUGCUUGUCCUAUUUCUGAUGAACCUUCGAAAGACUUCAGAUAAAAAAUCUCAGAAAACCAUUCUGAUGGGGGACGAUCAAAGUCAGUUUCAUAUAGACGCAACGAUAGCGUUGAAUGAAGAAGACAUUUGUACAUGUGGCAGGAAUCUGGGUGGAGAGGAGUUACCACCCUUAGACAGAUGUCAAAAAGCUAUCUCUUUCGGCACUUCGUUAGACGGAGCGGAUGAAGAGAGAAGGCCGGAACUACUUACGUGUAUUUCAGAAGAAGGUUUAGUGGACAUAGGGGAUAAUAAUAUACUAGAAGAAUGGUGUAUGGGGGAAUGUAUUACCUCGUGCAAUAAGGAAGAAAAGUUCCUAAUGAUUAGUGAAUUCGAAAAUAAUCUCCAUGAUCCAGUGAUCCCUCCGUGUGAUCAUCGGAUUCAUAAUUCACCCGCUAGAAGAAAUAGUACGCACCCGGAACUAUUUUACAUGGCACAACGACGCCGCUGUGAUCCUGUCAGCUUACAUCUACCAAAGAGAAAAAUAUCUGUUAUAGAGGAGAUAACUAGUUCAGUUUAAAUAUAUAUAUAAACUUUGGAAAUUUCAAUCUUUGUCGGUUUCUUACGGACAGUUGCAUUUUCACAAAAGUCUUAAAUCAAACCAAUAACCGUAACCAUAAAAAUGUAAAAAAGUAAGAUAAUUAUUUAUUAUUAUUAAAUAAAGAACAUAAGAGUUUAAAAUAAACUUUUGAAACAAAACUAAAAAAUUUAAAUUUAUUUUGCAAAGUGGCAAAAAAUAAAGUGGAAUAACCUAUGAUUUGAACAAUGAAAUAUUUUA